CCACUCGCCAUGUCCGAAGCGCUCGCUCUGAAAGCCACCGACCUCGCUCCGGGCCAGAACCUCGCGCACCUCCUCCCCCCAAGCUGGAAGGAGGUGAUCCCCUCCUGGUUCGCGGAGGACACCCCCUCGUUCGACUGGGCGGGCUUCGUCGUUGGCGAGGACGAGCAGGAGGCGAUUUUGUGGGGCAAGAGCGGCGGCAUUGUCGCCGGCGUCCCCUUCUUCACCGCCAUCUUCGCCUACGUCAACUGCACCGUCGAGUGGCUCGUGCCGGAGGGCACAGAGAUCCCGGCCGGCUCGAAGACCAAGGUGGCGAUCGUGCGCGGCCGCGCGCGCGAGCUCCUCCUCGGCGAGCGCGUGGGGCUCAACAUGCUCGCGCGGUGCUCGGGCAUCGCUACGGCGUCGCGCAAGUUCCGCGAUAUCGCACGCAAGGAGGGCUGGCACGGCGUUGUCGCCGGCACGCGCAAGACCACGCCAGGCUUCCGCCUCGUGGAGAAGUACGGGAUGCUUGUCGGCGGCGUCGACCCCCAUCGCCACGACUUGAGCUCCAUGGUCAUGCUCAAGGACAACCACAUUUGGGCGCAUGGCUCGAUCACGGAGGCCGUCAAGGCGGUGCGCCGCGUCGCGGGCUUCAGCUUGCUUGUGAACGUCGAGUGCCAGAGCUACGACGAGGCGGACGAGGCGAUCGCGGCGGGCGCGAACAUUGUCAUGCUGGACAACAUUGAGGGCGAGGGCCUGCACUCGGCCGCGAAGCGGCUCAAGGACAAGUGGCGCGGACAGCGCGAGUUCCUCAUCGAGACAUCGGGCGGGAUUGUCGAGGGAUCGCUCGCCGGCCACCUCGGGCCGGACAUUGACAUUCUCAGCACGUCCGCCGUGCACCAAGGUCUCGGGCACGUCGACUUCAGCCUCAAGAUCCAGCCGAAGAAGUAGGGCAAGAAGGGUGAUGCAUGGCUCGCAGUCUACGUUAACAGGUAUUAAUACAGGCUCGUGUUG
Messenger RNA from Cutaneotrichosporon oleaginosum, 990 nucleotides. RefSeq lists its product as uncharacterized. Lineage: Eukaryota; Fungi; Basidiomycota; Tremellomycetes; Trichosporonales; Trichosporonaceae. Gene Ontology annotation, cellular component: cytoplasm. Gene Ontology annotation, molecular function: nicotinate-nucleotide diphosphorylase (carboxylating) activity. The record is from RefSeq and is a predicted model, not a curated record. Gene Ontology annotation, biological process: quinolinate catabolic process; NAD+ biosynthetic process.